This is a messenger RNA of Drosophila grimshawi, 912 nucleotides long. Its product is annotated as haloacid dehalogenase-like hydrolase domain-containing protein 2. The transcript has 4 exons. The record is from RefSeq and is a predicted model, not a curated record. Gene Ontology annotation, molecular function: phosphatase activity. NCBI's taxonomy places the organism in Eukaryota, Metazoa, Arthropoda, Insecta, Diptera, Drosophilidae. Bases 1 to 777 code for a protein of 258 amino acids. Gene Ontology annotation, biological process: dephosphorylation.
AUGUCCAUAAAAGCAGCACUCAUUGAUCUUAGCGGUACUUUGCAUGUAGAGGAUGAUCCAACGCCAAACGCUCCUGUUGCAUUACAAAGACUUCGGGACAGCGGGGUUUCCGUUAGGUUUGUAACAAACACCACGAAAGACUCGAAAUCUACACUUUUUGAACGGCUUUCUAAAAUUGGCUUCCAACUGGAGAUCUCAGAGAUUUACAGUUCACUGAGCGCAGCUGCCACAUUUGUAUUGAAUGAGAAAUUGAAUCCCUUCUAUUUGCUGACGAGUGAUGCACGUAAGGAUUUCCCUGAAGAAGACACGAGUCGUCCACUGGAUUCGGUUGUUGUCGGUCUGGCGCCCAAUGCGUUCGACUACGACCACAUGAAUAAGGCAUUCAAUGUGCUGCUUCAGGAGAAGACACACAAACUUGUGGCCGUGCAUCAGGGCAAGUACUAUAAGCGAGCGGAUGGCCUAGCUUUGGGUCCGGGGUGCUUCGUCAAAGGACUGGAGUAUGCGACUGGGAGUACGGCAACGAUUAUUGGCAAGCCGAAUCGCUUCUUUUUCCAAAGCGCCUUGCCUGCCAGCUUGAGACCGGAAGAAUGCGUGAUGAUUGGUGAUGAUGCCAAUGAUGAUAUUGCCGGUGCCAUGAAAGUGGGUCUGCAGGGCGUACUGGUCAAGACGGGUAAAUUCUUGCCGGACGCAUUGGCAGCCAUGUCGACACCACCAACAGCUGUGGUGACCAACUUUUCCGAGGCAGUUGACUGGGUGCUAUGUAAAAAUAGAAGUUAAAUUUUUAAUUGUACGCUUUCCGAAAACAAAAAACCAGCAAAUAGCAAAUGCACCAGAUUUUACCGUUUCUAACUAAAUUACAAUUUAGGUGUGAAUAAUUUGUAACAUGGAAAAUAAAUGUAAUUAAAAUUUGCA